AUGAAUUUAAAUAACAUAUCAUGCAUUAAUUGCAGAGAAAAAUUAAAGAAUUUUAAAAAUAUUAUUAUUCAUUAUAUUAUGCAUAAAAAUAUAUGUCCAUUUUGUCUUUCAUAUUACCGUUCUUAUAAACAAUUUUAUGAUGGAAAUGGACAUUUCAACACCAAAAAAUGUAAAAAUGAACAAAGUAAAAUUAUUACAAAUAAUCCAAAAAGAGAUAGCUUUUAUAAAAAAUCAAUGGAUAUUACUGGUGAAAAAAUAAAAUAUCCAACAAAUGAUAUAGAUGACCCAUGUAAACAUUUAUGUAACCAAAACCAAGAUGAAAUUAUUUAUCAAGAAAAUAAUGAAAAUAAUGAAAACAAUCAAACAAUUGAUAAUGAAGAAAAUCAUGAUACAAUUAGGUUGCGACAUAGUGAUGAUGAAAAUAUAAUAGAUCAAAAUGGAGCAAAAAAUAAUGAAAAUAAUGAAAAUAAUGAAAAUGGUCAAAAUGAACCAAUAAAUAAUAAUCAAAAUAAUAAUUUAGAUAAUAAAAAAUCAAAAAAAAAUUAA
Messenger RNA from Dictyostelium discoideum AX4, 546 nucleotides. RefSeq lists its product as hypothetical. The coding region runs from base 1 to 546 and encodes 181 amino acids. The transcript has a single exon. Lineage: Eukaryota; Evosea; Eumycetozoa; Dictyosteliales; Dictyosteliaceae. The record is from RefSeq and is a predicted model, not a curated record.